CGUCUGUUCGUUUCCAUCUCCAACUCCCACACGACGAACUCGAGGGCGAAGACGGCGGCGUUUCAUCUGGCGUCGGAACCAGUUCUCAUCGGCGUCUGCGACAUGGAGGCGCGUCGGCGACGAUCCUCCAGAUUACGGUUCAUAUGGGGAUUACUUCAGUGUUGAGAUAAUACAUGGUGGGUUCUUUUGCGGCAUGGCCAGAAAUAGAACAUAUUUGGAUGGUAAGAAGGAUUGGUUUGACUAUUGUGAAGCUGACACAUGGUCAAUGCUCUGGAUAGAAGACUUUGUGAAGCAAUUAGGGUAUGGUAGAGAGUAUGCUAAGCUCAGAUUCUACUGGUGUCAGACAGGGAAGACUCUGGUGGAUGGUCUGGUUGCUUUGAGAGGUGACAAAGACAUGGUUUUAAUGAUUCAAGCCACUGCUCAGUGUAAAAAUCUGGUAGUUUACAUUGAUCAUGUCAGGUUUUUAGAAAUGCAGAAUGUGGAUAAUGUGCUUGCAGAUGGUUUGAGGCCUUUGCCUUCUGUGAUUAGUCCAAGAAAAGUGAUACAUUUGGAUGUGGAAGGUGAAAAGGUUCCUCAUUUUUAUGCUGAAUUGAACAAACAGGUUACACCAAAGAAGAGGACAAGGUCUAAUAGAGAACCCAGUGAUGAUGAUAGAGAUUACUCUGAUGAUUCAGAUGAUAGUGAUCUGGACUCUGACUUUGUCGACAGUGACUUUGAGCCAGAUAAAGAUGAUGAUGACUUGUAUCAUGAUUAUGCAGACAAGGAUGUGGAAGAUGAGCUGCCUGGUGAUAAGAAGCACAGCGCCAAGGGUAAAGGGAAUGUUGUGCCAGAUGGAGAUUUCAUUGAUGAUGUACCUGAGGAGGCAGAGCUGAAAUUACCUGAGGAUGAGGAUGAGGUGCAGAAGAAGUUCAACUUCAGUGAAUUUAAUAAAGAUGUUGAUAUGGAGAACCCAAAGUUCAGGGUAGGGCAGAUAUUUGCAAACAUUCAGAUGCUGAGGCAGGCCCUGUCUUCAUACUGUGUUAAAAACAGAGUGCAAGUGAAGAAGUUGAGGAAUGAGAAGAAGAGGCUAGAGGCCACAUGUUUAGUGGAUGGAUGUCCAUGGUAUUUGAAAGCAUCACUUGAUAGCAGGAGCAGCAGUUUCCUUGUGAAAACAUAUGAUUCAGUGCACACUUGUUCUAGGAAGUGGGAGGUCAAGAAUUUGACAGCCCCUUUUCUUGCAAACUUAUUUGUUGAUGAAUUUAGGGAUGAUGAGAAGAUGUCACUGAAACAUUUGCAAGUAAGGUGCAAAGGAAGUUCAACUUGACACCUAGAAGAAUGAAAUUGGAUUGUGUGGAUUGUGAACUUUGUUGUUGCGAAGAGUGCGAGAACUACCACAACCUUGG
This is a messenger RNA of Brachypodium distachyon (stiff brome), 1382 nucleotides long. RefSeq lists its product as uncharacterized. NCBI's taxonomy places the organism in Eukaryota, Viridiplantae, Streptophyta, Magnoliopsida, Poales, Poaceae. The record is from RefSeq and is a predicted model, not a curated record. The coding region runs from base 194 to 1303 and encodes 369 amino acids. The transcript is spliced from 3 exons.